Molecule: messenger RNA, 1531 nt
Organism: Daphnia magna
Lineage: Eukaryota; Metazoa; Arthropoda; Branchiopoda; Diplostraca; Daphniidae
Product: trichohyalin
Exons: 2
Coding region: 123-1409 (428 amino acids)
Source: RefSeq, a predicted model, not a curated record
UGCGUGCAAAGAAACCAAAGAACUCGGCGCUCUUGACUGGUGUAAGUUCUCACACCGGAGUAGCAAAUAACAGUCUAACUGCACUAACUAAUAUAUUUAGGAAAACAACACUAAUCAAAAAGAUGGUUAAAUUGUUGCUUGUCACAGCUUCCCUUUGGCUAGUACUGGCCAUCAGCCAAUACAAUUGCGACUCUUCCGUUGCUCUAGGCAAUAUUCGGAAUGAAGAAAGAAACCGUUUAAAUCCUAGCGACUUAAAAGAGGAAAUUAGAAGAGUUGUGAACGAUGAACGCCGCAUGGAACACGAUCGUCGCCGUACAUCAGAAACUCACCGUCGAGAGGUCGAUGAGCGAUCAACACCUGACGAUCGUCGCAUCGAGAGAAGUAGAACGGAAGAUAGACGCCAAUCAGUGGACGGGACACGCUCAGCUGUCCGAAGCCAAAUGGAGCGCCGUGUCGACCAACAUCGUGAAGAAGAGCGUAGAGUGGCCGACCGCCGAGGAGAUCAGCUCCGUGAAAACGAAGACAGGCGAUCCAGCGAAAGGAGAAUGGACGAACGUCGAGGUGCCGUCGAAAAUCGACGAGAUGAAAACAGAAAUGAAGAGCGCCGAAGCGAUGAACGCCGGAAUGAAGCGGAAAGAUCCGUCGUACGUCAGCGGGACGAACGCCAAGAAGAAAGACGUGAAACGCAGCGUCAGUCUGACCGACGCCAAGAUGAACGCGUUCAACAACGCCGAACAGGUGAAGAACGCGAGCGUCGAUCGGUUCAGAAAAGAAGAGAAGAAAAUCGCCAAGAAAACGGACAGAUUCGAGUUGACGAACGCAGGAACGAAGUAGAAAGAACAACCGAACGUCGCCAGCACAGAUCGAGCGAGAAUCGACGAGAAGAAAGACGUCAAAAUGAGAACGACGAUGAACGAGUCGAGCAACGUCGAAGCGAAGAGCGCAGGACAAUAAAUCUUGAUGCCCGUAGUGAACGUCGAGCUAUCCAGGAUGGUGCCCAGGAAAGCAAUGAACGCCGUGUUGUUGUCGAGCGUAAGGACCAACAGCGACAAUCUCUCGAACGGGAAGAUGAAGGACGCCGCAACGAUGAACGCCGAAAUGGAGAUGAACGAUCUCGUGAAGAUGUUGAACGUCGUGUUGAUCAACGUCGCGAUGAUCGUCUUGCCACUGUGUCGGAAACAAGUCGUCUCGGGGUCAGAGAUCUUUCUGAGAAGAGAAUGACUCGUCGCGAUAUUCGUAUAAUUAACAAGGAAGAUGACUCACUGAUUCUGAAGCCGACAUUUACCAAGGUCUUCGACUUGGUAAAAGAUAAGGUAUCCAACAGUGAUUGGGUAUCUUCCGUCUCCCUCGGCCUUGUCACCGUCGCCGCUUUGGCCAUUCAGCAACAACGCACAGUUAAAAUCGCUUGAAAAUUUCCUCUAUGUAUGUUUACACUACACGCAGAUCUCUAAUUCCUUUUAACCAGUGGUUCGUUACAUAACUUCUUUAACUCCCCUCUUGCUUUAAAUGUAAAAUAUACUCAUUACAAGCA